Molecule: messenger RNA, 1252 nt
Organism: Marasmius oreades (fairy-ring Marasmius)
Lineage: Eukaryota; Fungi; Basidiomycota; Agaricomycetes; Agaricales; Marasmiaceae
Exons: 7
Coding region: 584-1252 (222 amino acids)
Cellular component (GO): cell division site; growing cell tip; plasma membrane
Source: RefSeq, a predicted model, not a curated record
CUUCAGCUUUCCCCCGUCUGACUCAAAACUCAAGAUAACCGAUACUAAAACACUCGAGCACCUCAGGUGCCAUGGAUUCUGGAUUUCUUCUCUUUUGGAGUCCUUCCGAAAUACUUCAUCCCUCACGUACUCCGCAGACCUUGGGUUAUUUAAGAUAUAAAAUUGCCUCGCGAUUCAGCGCUUCAGCAAUGCCUUCAAAGCUUCAAAGCUGUUCGAGGCAACGGCUAUUCUACCCACUUGAUUCGGAAUUGGGAUGUAUUGAAUGAUGGAAUAAACCGAAUUCACCCUGGGGCAUAUGAUCUAUUCAACCCGACUGCGCAACGCCAGACUUUAGCGCUUUAGCUAUCAAGCUCGUCCCGGCGCUUUGAUUCCGGCGAAGUACCUCGAUUCACGCUUCAAUGCUUCGAGACUGCUAUCGGGUGUCUCCACAGUGUACCGCCACCUACUAGUGGCAGAUAUAUACGACACACCCGUUGGAGAGUGGCGCAUUCAACAGCUUUUACUUACGAACAAACGAAGGUGGUCCACGGUUUUGAUUUAUGCGUUGCAGCUCACACAAACUCUCUAUCCUUCAUAAGGCUUCAUGACUGGCAAAGAUAUUCCCGCAGUUGCCUUCUGUCUUGUGGCGACAGUUCUACUUCUUGUGGUGUGCAUCUCCACGCCCACUUGGGACAGUGUUUUCUUUAUGGAGGCCGGGACUGUAACCUCUAACUCCACCGCGAUACGCUUCGGAACCUUCGGAUAUAGCCACUCGAACACAAGUAUUGGAUACCGUGAUCUGGAUUUAUGGACAUUAGGGAUAAGUUCCAAUAGUGGUAACGAAAACAAAGUCAAUGCAAUGACAGUCCGUCUAGAAUCCUUGUCGAAGGCGAUGAUACUCCAUCCUAUAGCUGUUGGUCUCGGUGGGCUUUCAAUACUCUCUGGGACCCUCGUUGCAGAGGUUCUCGAUUCCGGGACGGCCUUGAUGGCAAUCUUCUUCGGCCUAGCAAUGGUAGUCGCUUUCGUCGCGUGGAUCGUUGAUAUGGCACUUUUUGGUUUCGUGUCGAACCAGUUGAGUGGGCUUGGGAUCCACACAGAGUGGGGCAACGCGACCUGGUUGGUCCUUGUUGCUUUUGUGGCGUUCUUGGUCGGUUUUAUUCUUAUUACUACAGAGUUUGGAAUGUGCGUCGGUCCCAGGAAGAAAGGGUAUCAAGCCAUAUCCCGUAUGGGAAAACUACUGAAAGGAAUAACUCCAGAUAGUAUUUUACUAUAA